Zootermopsis nevadensis is the source of this 5546-nucleotide messenger RNA. Lineage: Eukaryota; Metazoa; Arthropoda; Insecta; Blattodea; Termopsidae. The record is from RefSeq and is a predicted model, not a curated record.
CGUCUCAGUCUCAAUGAUCGCCAUCUGCAACAUAACCGCAGCCGGACAGCUGGAACGUCCGCAACAGUUUCGGAUUCCAGCACUUGGUCACAAGGCGUUGCUUGGCGCCCAGGCAACGGAAUUAGUAGCAACGGCCCUGUGCAGGCCGCCCCCAGGCGCGUGGCCAACUCUAGUCCCAGCAGUGCAGCAUCUCCUUUCCCGUUCUAUACGAAGCCCGAGCCCAUUGUUCUUGGUACUUCAUCUCAGUUGCAUUCCACUGCGAGCAGUGUUGGCAUCGCACCACGGCGUCCUCAUAGCGUGGCAGCUACUCCUACUGCCUCUGCCACUGGCUUGUCCCCUUACUCGUGGUGUUCCGCUGACAGCAGUUGUCUCCAGACAGGCCCCCGGCGACCUCAUAGCAUUGCUUCCAGUCCCGUAUCUUCCAAAGGACCAGGUGUUCCAAGCGCCCGGCCCCGAGAUGGUCCCGUGGCAUUAUCUUCUUCCUACGGUAUUCUGCACCAACCAAUCCCGCGUCGUCCUCACAGUAUCGGUACUUCAAUCGCAAUCACACCACCAACACCAUCCGUACCCAGCACGAGGACAGAAAAUAUUCCACAACAGCAGAUACCUCGAAGACCGCUCAUUCCCAGUUCCAAUUCCGUUCCUAUCCUUCCGUCUGCUACAUCGUCCCCGAAAGCAAAACUUGGCAACUCAAUGCAGCAACACACUCCUCGUCGUCCGCAAAGCGUGGUGGUUACACCCAGUUCCUCUGCCACUCUCCCUCACGUCACAACCGCCACACCUUCCUGCGUUUCAAUGAUUACUACGGGCAGUUCUCACACAUGGUCGUCGUCCAACAACCAGCAGCGGCGGGUGGCGACCACUGCAGCAACACCAACUUCUGUUCCAGUUACUCUUAGUCCUUCAGACUCCGGCUACCGUUCUUUGCCGCCAGCCACGAGCGAUUACCAGAUCCUCAACUCUUCGCAUGUCACGCACAACUCUACCACCAGGCGCCUUUCCCUCCCAUCCACAUCGGCACAGGUGGCCCUGGGUUUGCAGACGCCAAGGCCAAGUCCCACUUUCCACGGGCUCCCUUUUCUUCCUGUCAGACCACUAACAUGUGGGUUGUCGCCAAAUGGCAACCCCAUCUUCCUCGGUUGUACUCAUCUGCACACCCCAAACAGUAAGACAAACACCCCGGCGACCACUCCCAGCAACACGGUGGCUUCCACGGCGCAGGCCUUGCAGCAGCUGUUACUGCAACAUCCUCGGAACGGGUUCAGGACCUUGGACGACAAGGUGAACUUGUUCCUCGAGAUCCUGGACACUCAGGAGCGCUUCGAGCAGGAUCUGCAGUCUGAAAUCGAGAGCCACAAGGAUGUGUUUGCGUCGCUCAACGGUACUGGAAGGAAACUGCUUAGCAGUCUGGCAUCUCAGGACGAUGCCGUCAUGCUCCAGCGACGCCUGGAUGAGAUGAACCAACGGUGGCAUCAUCUCAAAGCCAAGAGCAUGGCUAUUAGGAACAGGCUGGAAAGCAAUUCCGAGCACUGGAACGCACUGCUACUGUCUCUUAGGGAACUCAUCGAAUGGGUAAUCCGUAAGGAUACGGAACUCACUGGACUGGGACCCAUUGGAGGGGACGUGGCCUGUCUACAGAAACAACAGGACGACCACCGCGCAUUCCGGCGUCAGCUGGAAGACAAGCGACCCGUCAUCGAGAACAACCUGCUGAGCGGACGUCAGUACAUCGCCAACGAGCCACCGCUCUCUGACACCAGCGACAGCGAAGUGGGACGGGAAGUGGAGGCAGACUCCCGCGGGUACCGUAGCGCGGAGGAGCAGGCCCGCGAACUAACCCGAAGUAUUCGCAGAGAGGUGAACAAACUGUCCGAAAAAUGGAACGCACUCAUCGACCGCUCGGACCAGUGGCAGCGGAAAUUGGACGACAGUCUUACGAAAAUGCGCUUAUUCCAAAAGAAUCUGGAGGACUUGUCCAGUCGUAUAUCAGCAGCCGAUGCCAUGAAAAACAGCUGGCAGACUCCAAAUGACAUGACUGAAGUGGGUGAAAUGCUGGAACAACUACGGAAAUUUGGUGAACGACUUGGGCCAAUACAGAGAACAGUAGAGGAUGUUAAUGACCAAGCAGCUUUAUUUACUUCCAACAACGUUUUAGUUUCACAUAUCAACCUGAACCGAUUAGAGGAUCUCAAUACAAGGUGGAAAUUCCUUCAAAUGGCUGUGGAUGACCGCUAUAAGCAGCUCAAUAAUUUUGGGAAGGAGGGAUCCCCACCAAACCAGGGCUUCCUGUCAGCAUCCGUUGAGCCUCCAUGGGAACGAGCUAUCACUGCAAACAAAGUGCCUUACUACAUUAAUCAUGAGUUGGAAACUACACACUGGGACCAUCCCAAAAUGAUUGAGCUAAUGAAUUCUCUCUCUGACCUGAAUGAAGUUCGCUUCUCAGCAUACAGAACAGCUAUGAAACUUCGAACCGUGCAGAAACGAUUAUGCUUGGAUCUCCUCAGUCUAGCAGCUGCUCUGGAGUCAUUUGACUCUCAUGGUUUGAGAGCGCAGAAUGACAAAUUAAUUGAUGUUCCUGAUAUGGUGACUGUUCUGACUUCCCUGUAUGAAUUGAUUGCGGCUGAUAACCCCAAUCUUGUUAAUGUGCCACUCUGCCUCGACCUCGCCAUAAACUGGCUGCUCAAUGUCUAUGACAGCCAACGCACAGGACAGAUUCGAGUUUUGUCUUUCAAAGUUGGACUUGUCUUACUCUGCAAAGGACAUCUAGAAGAAAAGUAUAGAUAUUUAUUCCGGCUGAUUGCGGAUCCAAACCGAUUAGUGGACCAGCGUAAACUGGGUCUUCUUUUGCAUGACUGCAUUCAGGUGCCACGCCAACUUGGUGAAGUAGCAGCUUUUGGAGGCUCCAAUAUAGAACCAUCAGUUCGCAGCUGUUUUGAAAAAGCAGGGAAAGAUAAAACUUCCAUAGAGGCCAUCCAUUUCCUCAACUGGCUGCAGCAAGAGCCACAGAGCAUGGUGUGGCUUCCAGUCCUUCACAGGCUAUCUGCUGCGGAGACAGCGAAACAUCAGGCCAAGUGCAACAUCUGCAAGGAAUACCCAAUAGUAGGGUUUAGAUAUCGCUGCUUGAAGUGUUUUAACUUCGACAUGUGUCAGAAUUGUUUCUUCUCAGGGAGGAAAGCAAAGAACCAUAAACUUACGCACCCUAUGCAAGAAUAUUGCACAGCUACUACUUCUGGUGAAGAUGUCAGGGACUUCACAAGAGCACUCCGCAACAAGUUUAAGUCAAAACGUUACUUUAAGAAGCAUCCUCGAGUGGGUUACUUGCCUGUGCAGACAGUGCUAGAAGGAGAUGCCCUGGAGAGUCCUGCUCCCUCACCUCAACACUCCACUCUCAGCCAGGACAUGCAUUCACGACUAGAAAUGUACGCAUCGCGGCUCGCAGAGGUGGAAUUGCGCACCAGGAGUAAUUCCACCCCUGACUCAGAUGAUGAGCACCAGCUGAUUGCCCAGUACUGUCAGUCACUGAAUGGAGGUGAUACAGUUCCAGUGCCCCGCAGUCCAGUUCAGAUUAUGGUUGCCAUCGACCAAGAACAGCGUGAGGAAUUAGAAGCCAUGAUACGUGAAUUGGAGGAGGAAAAUGCAUCCCUUCAGGCAGAAUAUGAGCGCUUGCGAGCCAAGCAGACACCUGGAUCAACGCCUGAGGAGUCCGCACAUCUGCCUGGUGGCCCAAGGCCUCCUGAGUGUGAAUUGCUGGCAGAAGCAAAGCUGUUGCGCCAGCACAAAGGCCGACUCGAGGCUCGCAUGCAGAUAUUAGAAGACCAUAACCGUCAGUUGGAGGCUCAGCUUCAGCGACUUAGACAGUUAUUGGACGAGCCGAGUUCCAGUUCUCCUUCCAAGACAGGAACUCUGCAGACCCGAUCUGUGACAGCAUCUCAGUUGGCCACAGAUUCACCUGCUAAAAUGAAUGGGCAUUAUCAUGACUCUGGAAGUGGGCGCUGGGUGGAAGGUGGUAGGAGCACGCUGGAUCGUGUUGGCGAUAUGCGACCACCACCUCCUCCAGUUUCACACAACAUGGCAGCUGCAGCCACCGGCACAUCUUCCUCUGUUGCUGCUGCUCAGAAUGUAGGCAAUCUGCUACACAUGGCAGGAGACUUGGGCAAAGCUGUAAGCGAGUUGGUGACAGUGAUGACUGAUGAAGACCAACAUUCUGAGUCAGCCAGCCCCAGUGACGAGGAGCUGCACGCCUCAGCAAGGUUCAGCCCAAAGUAGAGUGAAAUAUCGAGUCACAUUCAGUCACAGAUUUCCUUUGAUUAUUGCAGUAUGAUUCAUGGUACAUGUCUAAUGUUUUUAGCAUUUCAGAGAUUGAGUUUUCCCUUGACAAAUUCACAGUAAUGAUAGGCGCAACUUACGAGUGUAACAAUAUUUGUUUAAAAUUACUAAGUAAAUAUGAUUUUAUAAAAUGCUAUUACAUUUUGCAUAAUGGUAGAGAAAAAUAAGUGUAAGUGAUGAUAAUUAUAUUAAAAAACUUUGUAGAAAAUUAAGCUUUAGGGACAGAAAAUACUAUGUUGACCUGGUCACUUAAAAGUUACAUGACAAGAGGCAGAUUCAAUCUUUGUGAUGUCUGGGUAAACCAUCAGACAGUGUUUGAUAAAUGUCAUGUACAACUACUGCAAGAGUUGUCAGCAGUCUGAAGAGCUUUUGAAGAGUACGUGCUGCACAAGAUAAAGGACCAAAUAAUGGAACUGCUAGAUCAAGAGAUAGUUCCAGUGGUGGACAAUUUUAGAGAAAAGAGCAAAAUGAAAUUGCACAACUGCCAUAUCACUAAUUUAAAAUUUGUAUCUUUGAUCUUGACUCCCAUACACAUCUUAUUUGACAUAUCUGAACGUGCCAAUUGGCAGAUUGGUUAAUAUAUUUAGGGAAUUGUUAUAAUUACGAUGUAACAAGUGAAUGUAAAUAAGCAAGACACUUAAGAUUGCAGGAUGAAUGAGUAGUCUCACACACAAACACAAUUACAAGUGUGGAUUACGAGUCGCUCUCGCCUCUUUGAAAGAAGAGUAUUUUCCCUUCGUGAACUGCACAAACAUGGUACUUUAAACACUAAUCAUAAUCCCAUGAGAUGACUACUUGUCACUAAAAGGCACAUAUCCUUCCCUGUAAUGAUAGAGAUACCAAGAAAGUCUUAAAAUGACUCUAAGUUAGAUUUAUAAUCUUUUAUUACUUCAAUUUUAUUUUCUUAUAACUCAAUUUAUCAGAUGUUUUUAAUUGGGUGUGAACAGUACCCACAAUCUUUUCUAUCCACUUAAAGACUUGAUAGCUCCAUUUCAACCUCAAGUUCUGGUGUACAUUUAAAUUUGUUCGUUGCUGUAGAUAGAACAUUUGGUAGCUAUGCUUUUAAGGAGGAACCAUCGGUUUGGGACAGUGCAUGUGGAAUCUCCUCUUACGUCAAGUGUAGUAUUUGUUGGUUGUAGGAGUGGAGCUGGUCAUCAUAUAGCAAUUAUUUGUAAAAUUAUUGAUUCCAUGAAUAAAGAAAUGGUAGAUAUAUAUAAAUA